AUGCCGAGCUUGUACAGGGCGCUCGAUGCCUCGGUCAACGAAAUCAGGCUGUUGAUACUCAAGCCUAGCGCACACAACGAUGCCCAAGUUGAGGCCCAUCUGAAGCAGGUCUCACUGAACGACGACCCAGAAUAUGAAGCUCUGUCUUAUGUAUGGGGCGAUCCUAAUGCCCGAAAAGAAUUGAUGCUGGACGGCGAGACGUUUACCGUUCCACUCAACUCUUGGGUCGCACUCCACGCGCUGCGCAAGAACGAUCACGAGCGCGUGCUUUGGAUUGAUGCCAUCUGCAUCAACCAGCAGGACAAAAAUGAGAGGAUCUCGCAGGUGCAGAUGAUGGGCUACAUAUAUUCGAAAGCCAGCAGUGUUCGUGUAUGGCUGGGUGCUGCACGGGAGCAGGACGAAGAUGUUAUCGCAAUCCUAAAGAGACAUGCGUCUGGUAAUGGUUUGGAAGAGCUCCUGCGACACGAUAGUUACUAUGAUACCUUGCAAGAUUUUGCCGAACAGGGUCUCCUGCUCGACAUUCUGCUCAAAAUGGACAAUCCGGGUACCGCAAUUUUGAUAAUAAGGAGGUUCAACCAAUACCAGGCCGUCAUGAACUUCUUCAAGACAGCUUGGUGGACUCGACUGUGGGUCGUGCAGGAGGUUGCACUUGGUCGCCAAGUCGUAUUCCAGAAAGGUGACAGCGAGUUGGAUUGGGAGAUCCUCGUUGCUGCCUAUCACAACACAAACGCAUUCCUAGGGAGUACAUACCAUGGGUGUGUGGGAGAGGUCUUCCAAAACUAUCGCGACUAUCUGAAACAAUUCGAAUCAGUAGCUCUCGUUGCUCAGGUGCGCGAGCUAUGUGGGGUAGAGAGUCUCAGGGACAGCAGUAGUAGCAGUUCCAAUAUCAAGGAGGCCGCCAUGAAAUGGUCAUCUGUCGCCCAUCUGGUUCGUAACAGGAACGCUACAUUCGAUCAAGACAGACUAUAUGCGUUGUAUGGUCUUCUACCGCCGAGCAUUGCCGCGAACCCAGAGAUGCAACCGUCACUGAUGUCGAGUGUAGAAGAGAUCUACACUGAAGUUACUUACAACAUGAUCAAGGCUGCUCAGUGUCUGAUGAUGUUCAACUUUUCCUGGUCUUCCUUCCUGGGUUCCGACUGGAGACUGCACCACAAGCAGUCAUAUGGAGAAAACCUACGUCUUGUCCGAGAGAAAAUGUACAACGCGUCCAUGAGCAACCCGUUCUACCUUCGACGACUCAGCUCGAACACAAUCUGCCUGAAAGGGGUCCUUCUUGAUAUCUUUGCCAUGAGCGAUUACCGGAAGAUUACUCCUGACUCGCCUUUGAUCCUGCAUGAUACGAACCAGGACCUCAUAAAAUGGUUUCUGUCUGAAACCGAAUAUUUCAGAUCGGGGUUGAACAGGGAAGAAAUGGUCAAGAGAAUCCUGGUCUGGGAUUGUGCACCAGGUGAUCAAGAAGGGGCUCUGAAGGAGAUGGAUUACAGUGAAUACAAAGCCAUGUAUGCAGCACUUGGUCAGGCCUAUAAGGUCGGUCAAGGUGAUUUCGGAAGGAAUGGACCAGAAGAUGGACAGUCACGGGACGACAUACGCAGGACGGACUAUAUGAUGAACUGUGCCCAAGGACAACGUCUGUUCACAACCUGUAGGGGCCUCUUUGGCAUGGCACCGAUGCAUGCAAAGGUUGGAGAUCAUGUCUUCAUUAUCAGUGGCAAUACACACCCUGUCCUACUGAGACCGUCCAAAAGAUAUGCGGAUACAUGGCGCCCUGUUGGAGAAUGUUACAUGCAUGACAUGAUGAAGGGUGAGGCUUUCAAGUUCUGGGAUUACUUGAAAGAGAGGAUGAAUUUUGGAGAAGAUAUACCGGAAAUCCAGGCGCUAAAGGGGACUGAAAAGAAUCCUCGGUGGAACGAGGUGGAGGAGCAGCCCGAAGGUCCGUGGAAGUGGCUCCUUAUUGAGUAA
Molecule: messenger RNA, 1959 nt
Organism: Alternaria viburni
Lineage: Eukaryota; Fungi; Ascomycota; Dothideomycetes; Pleosporales; Pleosporaceae
Exons: 2
Coding region: 1-1959 (652 amino acids)
Source: RefSeq, a predicted model, not a curated record